AGUUAAAAUUUUCAACUUACACUUAUCCUUUGCUCCUCAGAUUGCCAACAAUGGCGGCUCUAGCUACCAUAAUACUGACCAACAACCCUCUUCGCCGGAUGACCCCAAUGCCCCGGGCCGCCCUCACUAACAACAACUACAAAAUGCGGGUCCCUUUCGAGCUGAAGCAGGGGCAGUCCCGCCAUUUCCACGAGCUCCCAUCUGGUUUGAACAUGGAGUUCAUCUUCCAAAAGGGCUGGGACCAGAAAGAUCAGAAACCUCAUAAUCCACCUUUAGUCUUUGUCCAUGGAAGUUUUCAUGCGGCUUGGUGCUGGGCUGAACACUGGCUGCCCUUCUUUUCUCGACAUGGUUUUGAUUGUUAUGCUCUCAGCUUACUUGGUCAGGGAGAAAGUGAUUCUACGGAUGGUGCAGUCGCAGGUUCGCUCCAGACACAUGCAGCUCAUGUGGCUGAUUUCAUCCAGAAGGAGAUUCAGUUACCCCCAGUGUUGCUGGGGCAUUCUUUUGGUGGGCUCAUUGUUCAGUAUUAUCUUGCAAAUGUGGGGAAUGGGAAAUUACAAGAGAAGGAACUCUCACACCCUUAUCUAGCAGGAGGAGUUCUUGUUUGCUCUGUACCUCCUUCAGGAAAUAGUGGCCUAGUUUGGCGGUAUCUGUUCUCCAAACCUAUUGCUGCAUUUAAGGUGACACGCAGUUUGGCAGCGAAAGCUUUUCAAACUUCUCUGCCUCUUUGUAGAGAAACCUUCUUCUCUGAAUCUAUGGAGGAUCGUCUUGUCCUUCGUUAUCAAAAGCUGAUGACAGAGAGUUCAAGAAUGCCACUGUUUGAUCUAAGGAAGCUCAGUGCAUCACUUCCUGUUCCUCCCAUGAAAGAUUCUUCUAUCAAAAUCCUUGUUGUGGGAGCAAAUGAUGAUUUCAUAGUGGACGCCAAGGGACUUAGUGAAACUGGCAGCUUUUAUGGUGUGUCACCUGUCUGUAUUGAAGGGGUUGCCCAUGACAUAAUGUUGGAUUGCUCUUGGGAAAAAGGUGCAGAAGUGAUCUUAUCAUGGCUUACUGGUUUGGAUAGAGAGAUGGCUAAAUAGCUCUAGAUUAAGAUAUCAGAAAAAAAAAAUUGUAACUUUUCUGAGCACUAUUGAUAUUGUUAGUUCAAGAUGGCUGCGCCUAUGAAAUAUGGUGAGCAUAGAACUUAAAUUCUGAGGAAUAGUAGCAUUUAAAUUUCAUUAGAGUGAAGGGAAAGGAAUUUUGUAAAAGCCUUAUCAAGUGUUAAUGUUCUUGUUGCUGGCAAAUUUCAUACUGCUAAGUAUAUGCUGGUAGGAUACAGUCUUUUUUCAUUUU
Sesamum indicum (sesame) is the source of this 1326-nucleotide messenger RNA. Its product is annotated as alpha/beta-Hydrolases superfamily protein. Gene Ontology annotation, biological process: phosphatidic acid biosynthetic process; lipid homeostasis. The record is from RefSeq and is a predicted model, not a curated record. Gene Ontology annotation, molecular function: carboxylic ester hydrolase activity; lysophosphatidic acid acyltransferase activity. Lineage: Eukaryota; Viridiplantae; Streptophyta; Magnoliopsida; Lamiales; Pedaliaceae.